Pelobates cultripes (western spadefoot toad) is the source of this 5453-nucleotide messenger RNA. The record is from the annotation of a GenBank genome assembly. Lineage: Eukaryota; Metazoa; Chordata; Amphibia; Anura; Pelobatidae.
AUGGAUAAAGAUCCUUUGAGUGAGAAGAUCUUGCACAUCACACUGAAGAUAAUCUGCUUGCUGACUGGAGAGGUGAUGAAAUUCGGAACCAAUCUGUCUCUGUUUCCUAGUGGUUGGUAAAUUGCUGCUGUAAAGAAACUCUGACCUUUUAGAGUCUUAGACCCUUGUUAAAAGAACUCUCUGAACACCAUGACCUCUACAGCAUAUUGCAGUGGUUGUGGUGCUUGGAGUCUUUAGGUGCAGAAUCUAUGUUUCUUGUUAAACUGUGUUGAUGGGCUCCCCAGUACCUAAAGCUUCACUUCUUUAGUAAAUGUACAAAGCUGUCAGCAAUAAGCACUCAUUGCUAUAAAAUAUAGAAAUUGCUGAUGAGAAAUUCUUCAAUAAUGGCAGCAGAGUGGACAGAGUUUUGGUGCUGGGAGAACCCCAGUUUUUGUCAAUCCACAUGAAAACCGUUACAAUCAGAGGGACGACACCCAAAACUCUUUGGAUGGUGCUGAUGUUUAUAGUGCUCCUUUAAAGCGGCACUGUCAUGCCGAACUUACCUUUCCCCAAUCACUUCCUCUCUCUCAGGAUCAGUUCUUUAUUUCUUCCUGUCUGCUCUAGUUUUCUUUAAAACAUAAGACAAAGUAGGGACUAUUCUGUUUUAUAUAUUUUUCCUACACUUGACCAUCUAUGACUCAGGGGAGGAGUUAAGUCCGCUCUGUUUCCUGUGGUCAAAGCAAUUUCCCCACAAUUUUCACCUUCCUCUUGCUGCUUCGUUCGGCGUUUGAACGCGGGCGAAAUUACCGAAUAAGUACAAUUUGUCCAUUCAUUUUAAGACGCAAUUCGGGACUUUUGUUCAGAUCCGAAUUUCAUUUGAAUGAAUGAAACACUGAUCUAUCCGUGCCGCGAGUAGAUAGCUCCCUAAUUCCCAAAGUAUCAUGGAGCUAUCUACUAAAAGGCUGAAAGACUUAAAUUGUCUUUCAGACAAAUUUACUAAUACUAAGUGAAGACUAAUAUAAUAAUAAUAAAUAUGCCCCUACUCGCUAUACCACGAGUAAGGGCAUGUCUACUAAACAGUGAGCAGCCAGUGGCAAAAGUGUCCCCCCAAGCUCCCACUCAUGCACCAAGAGUGGGGGCCACUAAACUAAACGGGGGACCUAGUGUCUCCCUCGGCUCCCACCCAUGUACGGCGGGUGGGGACCCUAAAAUACAAUAGGGGGGACCUAUUGUCCACCCUCUGGCUCCCAUCCAUGAACGGCGGGUGGGGGCCCUUAAGUUACAAUGGGGCGGGGAAUCUAUUGUCCCUCCUCCCCGGCCCCCACCCAUGAGCGGCGGGUGGUGGCCCAAGUGACGGGUGGGGGCAAAAUGUAAAAAUUUCCGUUGAAUUUAUAAAAUAAAAAUAAAAUUGGCGGGAAAAAUUUAUAAAUUCCCGUCUAAUUUAUAAAAUAAAAAUAAAAUUGGCGGGGAAAAAAAAUCCCAACGCUAAAAAAAGAAUCUAUUUUCACCAAGCGAGGGCACCGCGCAGACUGAGCUCUUCAGGGUGGAGAACGGCUUAUGCAAUUUGACUCAGAGCGCUCUGAUUGGUUGGUUUAAGUCAACCAAUAAGAGUGCAUUGAUAGGUAGAUCUUGAGCCUUGCCUGAUAGGUAACUUUCAAGGCUUAAGAAUUACCUAUCAGAGCACUCUUAUUGGUUGACUUAAACCAACCAAUCAGAGCGCUCUGAGUCAAAUUGCAGGGCGUGGGAAGGCUUUAUAAUAUAUUUUUAUUAAAGUAGUGGGGGGUCUUUUUUUACAACAGUGAGCAGCCACUGGUUGCCCACUGUUUAGUGGACAUCCCCCUACUCGUGGUAUAGCAAGUAGGGGCAGAUUUAUUAUUAUUAUUAUAGUAAUCUUUACUUAGUAUUAGUAAAUUUGUCUGAAAGACCAAUUUAGGUCUUUCAGCCUUUAGAUAGCUCCCUUAUACCAUGGGAAUUAGAGAGCUAUCUACUCGCGGCAAAUGAAUUCCGAUCCGAACAAAAGUCCCGAAUUGCAUCCUAACACGAAUGGACAAACUGUUCUCAUUCUGUUAGGACGAAAUUCGGUAGUUUUGCCGACGUUCGAACGCCGAAUGAAGCCGCAAGAGGAAGGUGAGAAUUGUGGGGAAAUUGUUUUGACCACACGAAACAGAGUGGACUUUGCUCCUCCCCUGGGUCAAAGCUGGUCAAGCGUACGAAAAAUACAUAAGACAAAAUAGUCCCUAUUUUGUCUUAUGUUUUAAAGAAAACUAGAGCAGAUAUGAAGAAAUGAAGAACAGAUCCUUAGAGAGGGAGAGUAGAAGAAGCGAUUGGGGAAAGGUAUGUUCGCUGUUGUAGAUAAUGUUUAAACUGUUUUGUAAGGAGUGCAGAUGGAAAUGUUACAUUUUACAACUUUAAUUCUUAAAUGCAUAAGGGACUAUAUGUUGUUUUUAAAAUAAGAUACUUUUAAGAUAUUUAGAAUGAUUGAAUUGUAUUUGCUCCGUAUCUAAUGAUUAAGUGGCAUUUGGGAAAUAUUUUACUUUCGCCUUUUUUCCUGAUCUUCCGCAGCAGUAACCAGACAUGUUAAUCCAUUUAAAAAGAUAGGUAAGAAGGAGUCAAAGUGCAUGCUGGGAAAUACCUGUUGUGCACCGCACCCUCUGCAGUUGAAGGUUAAACUGAGCUGUAAAGUUUUCAUUAUUAUGCAGUGCAUUAUCACAAUGCUAAGUACUCCAUUGUAACCGAUUCCAUAAUGAUACAUGGUAGAGCUGUGUAUCUCAUGCUGCAGGUUUAUGAGGACUAAGGUUUAGGUGGGUUUAGGAUUAAGAAGAAACCUAUGGUUUGGUGGUAUCAGCCUUUGCGGUGAUAUAUAGACUGUAACUACUGUCACUCUCAGCCAGGCAAAUAAUUUGAGUUACAGGUCAGAGCAACAUGAAUGUAGGUACCCAUAAAUGACCACCUGGCCCUAAACGUACUCCAAUUCCAAGAUCCUCACCCCAUCUUAACCUUGCUUUAAAGUCAUCCUUAUUAAUGGUGUUUUUUCUACAAUGGAGAUUUAAUGAUGCCACAUUUGUACAAACACAGUACUAUUACAGUAUCACUCUAUUUAAUACACAUCUUACACUUUAUAAGUCUAUGGGUAUAUUUCUCCUUAAAUCAAAAUAUAAACUCAACGUUUAGGUGAUGGACCCCACCACACCAAACAGCAAAGUGAGAGUGCAGUGCUAAUCUACUGCAAAAACAACUUACCCCCAGUAUGUAUACUAAAAUAAGAAAAAAUAAUUGUGCAAUACUGUAAAUAUUGUAUAAAAAGUGCAAACAAAGGAUAUGAUUGCACUCACAUUUGAAAGAGCCUUUUGACACGGUUAGGCUCUGAACGUAAAGGCUUCUUUGCCUUUUUGGCUGUGACACUACCUCUUCUGUGAUUGAUGUAAAUUUCCUCCAAUAGUGGAUACACAAAACUAUAGAAUGAAAAAGCAAGAAAACAGCCAAUUUAACGAUAGGAAAAACACUCUGAACUGGGGGAUAACCCUCAGAUAUACUAAUUGCAAAAGGAGAAAAAGAAAAACUAUGAGUGUUUGGCAAUUAGUGAAAUAUAAAGUAGGUCAUUAUCUACCAAAUGGAAUUAAAACGUAACCUUUAAUACAUAACAAUUAAAACAAAAAUGAAAUAUAUUACCCAAUUUCAAUUUUGAGAAUAUGUAGAACCCUAUUGAUGGGAAUAUUGACCGAAUCCUUUAUAGAGAGGGCACCUAACCUAAAUCAUUGAGGUAUGUAGGUGAAAGUAAGCACCUAAAUCGUGCUGUAUCUCUAAGAGGUGAAUGAUCUUUGUAAUAUUCCAUCAACAUUUCUAUUUAACACUACAGUGUGAACAUAAUCUAUAAAGAAUGGUAAUAUUCAGAAAUUAAAUGGAAUGUAAUAAAUUGUUUCCAAAAAACUGAGAACUAUAUAAACUGGGAUAAAAAGGGAUAAUUUAUAUAGAUUGUGCCAAACUGUCUAAUAAAUAGUAUCAGUUACAGUUACCUAAAAUAAAGAAAAAAAAGAGUGUGAUGUUCAACUUAAUUUACAGCCCUAACGUCCCUUUGAGGCCACCCCCCUCAGAUCAAAACUGAGGCUCCUCUAGCACGUGUAAGGAAAAAAAGUCAAUAUGCUGAUAAAUCCAGUAGAUAUGAAGAUAGGUAGACAUAGCUCACACUAGAUGAUAAAAGUGCAUAGAGCUGGGUGUUCCUAGAAAGUAUUACAUCCAAGCUAUCUCUGUGUCGUCAUACAAUAUCACUCUCGAGAGGGACACCAAGAGCCCCUGACGCACGCAUGUCCCCACAGCGGCUCUUCAGGGGGGACAAAACUGGGGGGGGGGGGAAACCAAUAUGGUGCAAUAAUCCAAUAAAUUAAAAGUGUAAUAAACCUUAUAUAGAUAUGCUCACCUUUACCUGGAACGCAUAUAAGACUGGCUCCAGGUUUGUAGACUUUAUGCUCCUUAAGAUCUAUAGUUCGGAAUAUCAGGAUAGAAUCACUUGCAGUAGGUAUAUAAGCAUUAAAAUGGAUUGAAUGAACUAUAGUUAAAACAAAUAAAAUAAACAAAUCAAUAAAAAAAGAGUGAGGUCCUAUGCUUGAGUCGUGUUUCGCAACGUUCCUGGGCAUUUUCAAUCAAUAUUUCUCCUAGCACAUAAAAUUAUUUAAUUGAUUUGACUAGAAAUAUUCAUCGGCUCCUCAAUUUGCAGGAUUGCGUAGUUGUGAAGAAGUCGGACAAUUGUGUUAGGGACAGCAGCCCUUGCCCUUUGCCGGGGACAUGCUGCAGUUCAGAGAACCCAGUGUUGGUGCCUCUACGCAGUGUGUUGGUGAAAGACAGAAACACUCAGAAGAAGAUUGUGAGUCUAGCUAACCUGAUCAUUCAGCUUCUCACAGAAGAGGUAAGCAAUGCGAGGAUUCAGAAGUUAUCACACAAGAGUCCGAUAAUGUAUGUGGACCAUAACUAUACGUUUGUAUCCCAGGUCACUGCAAAGUGCGAGGUGGAUGUCAAUCUGUCCGUAGAGGAUUGGGAAUAUUUAGAAGGACACAAGGAAGAUUAUGAGGAGUGGAUUGAGAAGAAACACCUGUCUCAGAAGAGUUUAGGUGAGAAAUGUAUUGAUGUAUGGGUGUGCGUACGUGUAUAUCAGUAUUUUAGACAGUAAUACGUCAGAUGCUCUGUGCAGUAAAGCCAGCUCAAAGAAUAACCUAGAUUGUGCUGGGUCCAUUUACCGAACCCAGAUGUUCAUGGUGAUGGGUUUUUGCAAUCUCUCUGCAUACAGAUAAAUGAUGCUAAAUAAGGUUUGCUGCUUUUUGUUAACAGAUAACAAUCUAUUUAUCUGCACAAUGUGUUUAAUAGGGAGUGCUAAUGUCAAAUCUGGGGAAGCCAAGAAUGAGAGAAACUCAGAACAGAUAUUAAGUGACCAUCAUAAUCCUCGGGAAAAGAGGAGCCAUCCAGAAAUGUGUACAGGUGAGUGA